AUGCUCGUUGUGUUCCUCCUCUCUCUUGCUCAGGUCAUACUCCCGGCGCUCGCGCUCAGUACCCCGCGCCGGGGCUCUACCUCUACAAGAGACGACGGCAACAACGGCAUCCAUCUCGCAGUGUCUCCCAUCUGCGGGCCGUUCUCCGGGAACACGUCAGACGCUAGCGCAGGUAUCAACUACCAAGGGUUCAAGACUAUCGUCGCGUUUGGGGAUUCGUACACCGAUGGUGGGCGGGAGGACGGCGGCCCGCUUCCGCCACCUGUGAUCACGCCGCCCAAUCCCGAAGCGGGAGGUAGGGCGACAGAUGGGCGGGUGUGGGUCGAGCACCUCGCGAUCGACAUCAACGCAACGCUCAUGGACUACGCUCAAUCCGGCGCGGUGACAGAUCUCAGCCUGUGGCCAAGCAACCCGACUCCCGCGGACUUCCUCGAUCAAAUGACAACGUUCUUGGGCCAGUCGAAUGAUCUCGACCCGGACACGACGUUGUACACUAUUUUCUUCGGGAUAAACGACUACGAGGCUUCCAAGUCGGACGGCACCGCGAACCUCCAGACUGCCGCCGAGGUCAUCCUCGAACAGAUCCGCAUCCUCGCGAGCGCCCCGACGAACGCACGCUCCUUCCUCGUAUCCGACGUGUACGGCCGCGGCGUGCACACCCCCGAGGGCGACGCCUUCGUCCAGACGAUCUUCUCCGGGCUCGGGGACCUACACGCCGGGACGAACUCGACCGGCACCGGGAGUGAAGGCCCGAAGCUGAACGUCGCGUUCGCCGAGUUCGCGCGGAUCUGGGACGGGGUGCUCGACGGCCCGCCGGGGUACGCGGCGUUCGGGUACGUGAGCACGGGUGCGUGCAUCAUCAGCUCGACGGUGGGCGAGUGCGACGAUCCGGACCACUACUUCUACUACAUCUCUGGGCAUCCGUCGAAGGAGGGACACAGGAUCAUGGCGGAUUAUGUGCAGCAAGUGUUCGCGCGGUGUGUGGAGACGUGA
Messenger RNA from Epithele typhae, 993 nucleotides. RefSeq lists its product as uncharacterized. The coding region runs from base 1 to 993 and encodes 330 amino acids. Lineage: Eukaryota; Fungi; Basidiomycota; Agaricomycetes; Polyporales; Epitheliaceae. The record is from RefSeq and is a predicted model, not a curated record. Gene Ontology annotation, molecular function: hydrolase activity, acting on ester bonds. The transcript is spliced from 7 exons.